Molecule: messenger RNA, 351 nt
Organism: Parnassius mnemosyne (clouded apollo)
Lineage: Eukaryota; Metazoa; Arthropoda; Insecta; Lepidoptera; Papilionidae
Source: the annotation of a GenBank genome assembly
AUGGAAGUUAAAGAAUGCAAUGAUUUAACUGAAGAAAAUCAAUUCGUAGUAGACGAUGUGAGUAAAAUUAUAAAAGAAGCUAUUGAAAAUUCAAUCGGAGGGACUGCAUAUCAACACACCAAAGUGAAUCAGUGGACUUCGGCAGUUGUGGAAUCUUGCUUGAGUCAACUUACCAAGUUACAAAAACCUUAUAAAUAUAUAGUGACAUGUACAAUUAUGCAGAAAAAUGGUGCAGGACUUCACACAGCCUCUUCCUGCUUCUGGGACAAUAAUACUGAUGGUUCUUGCACUGUGCGCUGGGAAAAUAAGACUAUGUACUGUAUUGUCUCUGUAUUUGGUCUUGGCAUAUAA